GCGCCGCCCGGCGGACGCCCGCGUGUGCUGAGUGCAGUGAGUGAUCAUGCUCGGCGGCAUGGACGGCAAGGAGUACGGCGCGCUGCACGCCGCAGCCGCCGCCGCCUCCUACGCCAUGGACUCGGGGACCUCUUUCGCCCGAGACAACCUCGACCACACACUAGAUCCGAGUGGCGGCGCCCUAGGCGGCGGCGUCGGGGGCUCGCAGCAGUAUGGAGAAGUGAACCAGCUGGGAGGAGUGUUCGUGAAUGGCCGGCCACUACCCAAUGCCGUGCGGCUACGAAUAGUGGAGCUGGCGCAGCUGGGCAUCAGGCCCUGCGACAUCAGCCGACAGCUGAGAGUAUCACACGGCUGUGUAUCGAAGAUCCUGGCGCGGUACCACGAGACGGGAUCUAUUCUACCCGGUGCCAUCGGGGGCUCAAAACCCCGCGUCACGACGCCUAAGGUGGUGUCCUACAUAAAGCAGCUGAAAGCGAAGGACCCGGGCAUCUUCGCGUGGGAGAUCCGCGACCGGCUGCUGGCGGACGGCGUGUGCGACAAGUACAACGUGCCCUCCGUGUCCUCCAUCAGCCGCAUCCUGCGCAACAAGCUGGGCGGCGCGCUGUACCCCGUGCCGCCGCUCUACCCCGUGCCCCCGCAGCGCUGCUGGCCGCUGCACCAGCCCUACGACUACUAUGUCUACCUCCAGGGCCGGCAGCACGCCGGCGGCGCGCCGCACGGGCUGCACCCGCACCAGCAGCCCGCGCCGCCGCACCACGCGCACGCGCUCUGACCCGCCGCCGCGCCCGCGCCCGCGCACCCGCACCCGCACCGCGCCACCGACCACGACCGGUGACCUACAGAACUAAUGGUGACUGGUUGGACACCCUUACCUCGCCACUGGAAACAACCAGUGACCGACAGAACGCCCAGACUGACUGGGCAUCCCUACCGCACCAACGGCCAUGACCCGUGACCGACUGAAUCAGUGGGUGAAAGUUACCGAUAAGCUCGGUGACUGACUGAGAACAAUGGUUGACCAGCUACCUGCAACCGGUAACACGACGUGGCCAGUACGAAGACACUGCCGGCCGCUACAAGUGGCGUGUUGCUGUUGGCUGCAGCGAUCAGCAGAACGGAUUCGAAGAGUUAGCCUGACAAAAUAAAGUCGGCAGCUCGACUUGAAAUCCUGUAGCAGUUCGAUAGAUUACCGUUGGUACUGUUGGUGACUGGUAUGAGCUAGAACAGAUGGCGUCUACAAUACAAGUUCGGUGCUCCUAUAAUAUUGUCUUUGAACAUUUUGCGCGAUGAAACAAAACCAGUCAAGAUUGUUGUCAUUUUACGGCAAAGUGAAGUGAAGUGUUUUGUGGUACUGACGAAUAUUGUACUCGGUGCUCGGAUUAAAUACUUUAGGCGAAUUAAAUAUGUGAUCAUAUUAUCUAUUGUGCUAUAAUAGUUAUGUUAAGAAGGGUAUACGUGUUAUGCUUAGUUUUAAAAUGUUACAUUCAAAUAAAAAGUGUUACAACGCCGAAUGAUAUUUAAAGAAUUUGUAUGUAUGUACUAUAGGUGCUAACGAUACGCCUUGGUGGAAUUCGUUUCACAUUAUUAGGUUUUUUCGAUUAGUCACAGAAGAUGUUGUUGCAUAUAUUAUUCAUAUACACAUUGGUAUAUAAUUAAUUGAAAACACAGAUAAUAUCCAAUUUCUGAGAUUCAUUGCAAAGCAGACAGGCUUCUAAAUACCAAGGACUUACAAGUUUUUAACUCAUAUUAAAACUUAUUUUUUACAGCGAGGGCUUACAGCGAUUAUUUUAGAUAGAUAAAUUAGACAAUUUAAUUUCUGGGAGACCUCGUACUUUAAGUAAACCAAUUUCUAAUUAUCAUUUCAUGGACUAAGAGCCAGAGCCGCCAGACCUUCCUCAUUUUCUCAAGGAUGAAAUUUUGGGAUAUGUAGAGUUCGUAUCGACGUUUAAUGUCUGCAUAUUACCUAGUUCGGCUCGCCAGGAAUUUUUUUGCUAUAAGGUUUUAAAAAAAAAAUAACUUUCCUUAAAUUCUCAAGGCUGACUUUUAUAUAUGUAAUAGAAAAGACUGUAAGGAUUUGAUAAUCAUCAUUUCCCGACCAUUUCCGCCGGCUGUAACUUUUGCCAGACGCUUGAAAGUCUCUCAAACUUACCCUAAUUUCGUGGUAACUUAUAUGUUUAAUUUCUUUUAUUUGCUGUUUCUGUUUUCUUACUUGUGUAUUUUGUAGUUAUCACGAAUAAAUAAUUGAUUGAUUGUUUGAUUGAUUUUUCAAGCUAUACGACUGGAACAAUCCGGAUGGUUAUCAAUCCCAAACAGUAUUUUCUAAAAUAUAUAUAUAUAUAAAUUUAGCCUUGAGAAUUUAAGGAAAGAUAGCAUUUAAAAAUAAAACCUUAUAUCAAAAAAAUUGCCGACGGGCCGAUCUAAUAGGUAAUAUGCAGACAUUAAAAGUCGAUACGAACUCUACCUACAUUAUCCCAAAGUUUCAUCCUUGAGAAAAUGAGGAAGAUCUGGCGGCUCUGGGCUUUUAAUCCAUAAGUAAAUCCAUGAAUGAUGCACGCUGUCGACGCGACGUCAAACAUGACUUUAUAUUCUGCGUCUUUUCACAAACGACGAGCAACGUGCUUUUAUUCAAUUAAUUUUUCAAAAUGCUCUUUCAGUUGUUUCAUUCUUAAUACCUAUAUGUGAGUACAAGUGCAGAUCUAAAGUAUUAUCUAGUGUAAUAUCUACUUGUUAACUUCAUGAUAUAAUAAGUUAAUGUACAAUGUCUAUCUUUACGAUAAGUAUUACCGGUAGAGUAGUACUGGCCAGUUAAGUACUGUGUGGGUCAUAUUUAGGUCCAGAGUCCAGAAUAAUCACCCUCUAUCCAAGGUUUCUAUUGUCGUUCGAAACCGGGAAGAGUGUAAAGGCUCAAAAUAAAAUUAAAAAUAUUGUACUUACAUUUCGAUCUUGUAUUUUUUAUUGUAUUUCUUCCCACAGAACAUGUAAUUUUCGUAGUUACAAAUCAUUUUAAGGCGGUGAGCAUUCUGAACCUAAAUAUCUGUAGAGACACUAAAGCGGGUGCAAUUUUUUGUUGUAAAUAUUUAAUUAAUAGUGAUAAGCUACGAAUAUCUCUUCGUUUGUAAGUCAAAGAUGGGUACUUAAAUUAGGUACAUACAUAUAUGUAUAGUUGACCAUUAAGAGUUGUGUGACUCUUAGGUAAUCCUCAGAUGUAGCUUAAGCAGAUGAGUGGUUCGAAACGAUCCAAAACAAGCUCUUAGUCGCUUAAAAAUAAAGUGGGAGU
Leguminivora glycinivorella is the source of this 3277-nucleotide messenger RNA. It is a transcript of the gene Poxm, whose product is annotated as paired box protein Pax-1. The record is from RefSeq and is a predicted model, not a curated record. The coding region runs from base 47 to 772 and encodes 241 amino acids. Gene Ontology annotation, molecular function: RNA polymerase II cis-regulatory region sequence-specific DNA binding; DNA-binding transcription factor activity, RNA polymerase II-specific. The transcript has 5 exons. Gene Ontology annotation, biological process: regulation of transcription by RNA polymerase II; anatomical structure development. NCBI's taxonomy places the organism in Eukaryota, Metazoa, Arthropoda, Insecta, Lepidoptera, Tortricidae.